UUAGGUAAGUUACAGUCCAACAGGAGUGAGCUACCUGCAUGGCAACUGCAGACUGGACUCUCACCAGCUCUCACAGUUUUCAGUUCUUGGCAGAGAGAAACAAGAUCAUUUGGAAAAGAAAGAUAAGUUCUCCCUUAAGUCAUGACAGAAACAGAAAAGCUAUGCUGCUCCAAUCAAAACUGAAAAUGCUUUUAACGCUUGAGCAAUCUUAAGAUGAUUGACUUCAGUGGACAUGAUGGCUGGCUGGCUGCUCUCUGUGAUGAGUAUUGAAGUACUACUUUUGGCAGAACCUUGCCUGAAUUUACGUAUUGAACCUGAAGAAGGUAGCCUUGCAGGGGGAACAUGGAUCACAGUCAUUUUUGAUGGUUUGGAGCCAGGUGUCCUUUACCCCACCAAUGGCUCUCAGCUGGAGGUACACCUGGUGAACAUGGCUGUGCCUGCAUUGAGGAGCAUCCCCUGUGACGUCUCUCCUGUCUUCUUGAAUUUCCCAGUGGUGACAUGCCGGACCAGAUAUCUGCCAUCCAAAGCUCAUGAGGGUCUGUAUUCCCUGGAAGUGCGCUCUGGGGGACAGGUAGUGGGCAGCCCAAGUUCAAGACCACAAGACAGCUGUACUUUCAAGUUUUCCAAGGCACAGACACCGAUUGUUUACCAAGUUAAUCCACCAAGUGGAGUUCCAGGGAAACUAAUUAAGGUGUAUGGCUGGAUUAUCACUGGGAAGUUGGAGACCUUUGAUUUUGAUGCUGAGUACAUCGAUAGCCCGUUGAUCUUGGAAGCUCAAGGAGACAGUUGGGUCACUCCUUGCUCUCUGAUAAACAGGCAGACAGGAAGCCACUAUCCUUCUCAGGAAGACCGUGGUCUUGGUACUCUGCAGUGCCGUGUGGAAGGCGAUUACAUUGGCUCCCAGAAUGUUAGUUUCUCAGUGUUUAACAAAGGAAAGUCAGUGGUGCACAAAAGUGCCUGGCUGAUCAGUGCUAAACAGGAGCUCUUCCUAUACCAGACACACUCAGAAAUCCUAUCUGUGUUUCCAGAAACUGGGAGCCAUGGGGGAAGAACAGAUAUCACAAUUACGGGAGACUUUUUUGACAAUUCUGCCCAGGUUACCAUAGCCGGCAUUCCAUGUGAUAUUAGACACGUGUCUCCCAGAAAGAUUGAGUGCACCACCCAGGCUCCAGGAAAGGGGGCAAGGCUCACUGCUCCUCAGGCAGGCAAUCGAGGGCUUCUUUUUGAAGUUGGAGAUGCUUCUGAUGGCUUGGAACUGACUGAAGCAACCCCUGGGUACAGGUGGCAGAUUGUGCCUAAUGCCAGUUCUCCAUUUGGGUUUUGGUCAAUGGAAGGACAACCUUUCAGAGCGCGGCUCAGUGGGUUCUUUGUGGCUCCAGAGACAAAUAAUUAUACAUUCUGGAUCCAGGCAGACAGCCAAGCUUCCUUGCAUUUUAGUCAGACAGAGGAACCAAAGACUAAGGUGGAAGUGGCCUCCGUCGGGGUUGGCACUGCUGAUUGGUUUGACUCCUGGGAACAGAACGGGAAUGAAGGGCCCUGGCAACAGAAGACAGCCAAGUUGGAGCUGUUGGGGGGAGCCAAGUACUAUCUGGAAGCAGAGCAUUAUGGGACAGCCCCCAGCAGGGGAAUGAGAAUUGGGGUCCAGAUCCACAACACCUGGCUGAAUCCUGAUGUGGUCACCACUUACCUCCGAGAGAAGCACCAGAUCCGAGUCCAAGCCCAGAAACUUCCAGAAAUACAGAUGCUGAAUGUAUCAGGCAGAGACAACCUUUUCCUUAUGUGGGACAAUGUUUCUAGCCAGCCAAUCCCUGCAAAUGCCACAGCCCAUCAGAUUCAAACCACCAUUGAGGAGUUACUUGCUGUAAAAUGCACACUGGAACCCCUUUCAGCCAACAUCCUCCUCCGGCUUGGAUUUGAACAAGGACUGGAAGGUUCCAGCUCUGAUGGGGACAUCACCAGUGGGACAGAGCCCUUCUGUGGCAGAUUCAGCCUCCGUCAGCCUCGACAGCUUGUCCUGACCCCCACAGUUACGCAAAUGAGCUAUCGACUAGAUGAGUACCCCCAUAUGUGUAUCGCAUACAAAGGCUAUAUGAAUAAGAUCCUAAAGAUGACUGUGUCUUUCACAAUUGGCUUUCAAACCAUCAAAAAGAAGAACAGCACCUGUGACUGGAGUCUGCCUGGGACCAGCCCUGAGAGCUGGGAGUUCACAUGCACUGACCUCUGGGACACAUGCAUGCAUCGCUCCGGGGACCUCCAGCUGCCUCUGUCAAAUGUCCCUGUGUCAAUUCAUCAGAUUGUCCUCCUUCCUUUGCCCCAAGAGACUGGUCAGCUCUAUGUGGAUGAAAUUAUUAUCACAGACACAAACAUAACAGUUUCUCCAGUUGAUUAUGGAACAGCUCUUCCAGGAGGGAACCUGGUGGAAUCCAUCUCUGUGGUGGGAUCCCCUCCAGUCUACAAUGUAGCCUUCUGGCCUGCAGGGUGUGGCCUGGAGCUCCCACUUAUCACUGCAUGCUCUGUGCCCACUGAAGAAACAGAAGGAUCUGGACCGGUCCAUGUGACAGCACAAAGACUACAGAGGACAAGUCCACCUUUGGGAGGACAUUUUCGCAUCCAAUUUCCUAACACAGAGAUUCCUGAUGUCCCUGUGCACAUUUCUGCAAGGCAUCUUCAAAAACUCUUACAGGACAAUGCUGAUAACUUCACCUCCAGAUACCUCAAUGUCAGUGAUUUCACUGUGAAGGAGGAUCUAAAUGCUUGCUAUGAACAUGUAUGGACCCUUUCCUGGUCUACCCAGAUUGGGGAUUUGCCCAAUUUUAUCAGAGUGUCUGAUCAAAGUCUGACUGGGAUGAAUCCUGUGGUAACCACUCGUGUGGUAUUUGAUGGUGGAGUUUUUCUUGGACCCAUGUUUGGAGACAUGCUGGCCACUGCCAACCAACACACUCAGGUGGUUGUACGAGUGAAUGACAUACCAGCUCAUUGCCCAGGUUCCUGUUCCUUCCAAUAUCUCCAAGAGUCAACUCCCAGCGUCCAUUCUGUGUGGUAUUCCCUUGAUGGUGACAUCAAUCCACUGGUUUAUAUUACUGGAACUGGUUUCUCUGAUGAUUCCCAGUCUUUACAGGUUAUGGUGAACAAAAUGAGUUGCAAAGUUAUUUUCUCAAAUCAAACGAAUGUAGUAUGUCUAUCAGACUUGCUGCCAGUCGGAGUACAUCCAAUCUCAGUGUUGGUGAGACCCUCUGGUCUUGCCGUCAAUGCCAGUGGAGAAGGCCUCUUCCUAUACGUGAGACCCAGGCUUGAUGCUGUGGAGCCUUCCAGAGCUGCAGAGAUUGGAGGGCUCUGGGCCACCAUCCAAGGCUCUAGUUUGGAAGGUGUUAGCCUGGUGUUAUUUGGAUCUAAGUCCUGUGACAUCAACAUCACCACAAGUAAUUCUCAAAGAAUUCAGUGCAAAGUUCCACCCAGGGGGAAAGAUGAAUACAGUGUGAAUGUGACUGUUAUCAGAGGGAAUCAUUCUGCAGUUCUUCCCAGAGCAUUUACAUAUGUCUCCUCUUUAAAUCCAAUGAUUGUGUCUCUGAGCAGAAAUCGAAGCAACAUAGCAGGAGGGGAGACCCUUUCCAUUGGAAUGACCCGGCUGCUGAACUAUUCAGAUUUGGAUGUGGAAAUACACAUCCAGGACACCUUGGCUCAGGUACAUGCACAGACGGCACAGGGCCUGGAGGUGGUGCUGCCCCCGCUGCCAGCCGGCCUCCACAGAAUUUCAGUCUCCAUCAAUGGGGUCAUCAUUCGCUCACAAGGGGUUGAUCUGCACAUCCAGUAUCUCACAGAAGUUUUCGGCAUGGAGCCUUGCUGUGGGUCCCUUUUCGGUGGAACCAUCCUCAGCAUCUCAGGAAGAGGGUUUGGCAGGGACCCAGCUUUGGUUUGGGUACUUGUGGGCGAUCAGCCCUGUGACAUGGUGAACUUGACAGAGGUGAGCAUCUGGUGUGAGACCCCACCGGCCCCGCUGCUGCCCGAUGCAGAGGCUCUCACCAUCCCAGCCCCCGUGGAGGUCUGGGCUGGCAACACAGCCUUCAUCCAUGGACCUUCAGCAAGCUUGGUGGGGAAGGGCCUUACCUUCAGGUAUGAAGUGGCAGCAACACCAGUGGUCACCGCCUUGUGGGGAGAAGUCACAAACAGUAGCCUGAAGUUGUAUGUGGAAGGAAGUGACCUCUCUAACUCUGUCAUCCUCCUGGGGAGCUUGAAGUGUGAGGUUGAGACACAGUCUCUUUGGGGCAACCUGAGCCUGUCUGGGUGCUCCUUUCCCCUGCACACUCUGGAAGCAGGUGUCUACCCUGUCCGAGCAUGUCAGAAGCACAUGGGAUUUGCCAACAUGUCUGCAGUGCCCCAGCAAUUUGUGGUGACACCUCGGAUAAUGACCAUCUUGCCAAUGCAUGGUUCUGUGUGUGGCGGGACUGUGCUCACUAUCAGGGGCUUGGCUCUCAACUCUAGAAGGAGGUCGAUUCAGAUUGACCUUUCAGGUCCUUUUACUUGUAUGAUUUUGCAUUUGGAAGACCGUAUAGUUCUCUGUCGGAUCAACCAGAUGGGUGACCACUUGCCUGGAGCUUCCUUCACUCUGAAUGUCACAGUCGUGGUCAAUGGGCUGCCCAGCGAGUGUGAAGGGAACUGCACUCUCUUCAUGCAAGAGGACGAAAGUCCUGUAGUGGAUGCCUUGACCAUAGACAUCAGUGGGUCUCUGACCACUCUGCUGAUAAGGGGUCAGCGGCUGGACUCCAGAACUGAUGAGCCAAUGGUAUUUAUAGAUGAUCAACUUCCUUGCAAUAUAACUUUCUUUAAUGCAAGCCAGGUGGCAUGCCAAAUAAGUGGUUUGACCCCAGGAGUCCACUACCUAUCAGCUGUCCAGACAAGUAAUGGGUAUGCUUGUUUGGGUAACAUUUCCAGGAAUUUCUCCAUCAUGCCUCAAGUCUUUAAUUAUUUCCCUAAGAAUUUCAGCACACAUGGUGGAAGCCUCUUGGCCAUAGUGGGCACAACCCUGAGAGGACAGAACACCACAUUGAUCUUUGUUGGCCAACAGGCCUGUCUGAUAGUGAACAUCAGUUCUGAGCUCAUCCAGUGCAUUGUUCCUGCAGGGAAUGACUCUAUUGCUCUGGAAAUAGAGGUAGAUGGAAUUGGGUACCACAUCGGAGUUGUUGGUUACAGUGAUGUCUUCACCCCAGAAUUGCUCUCUGUUUCUCAGAGUGAUGGCAUUUUAACCUUUGCAGUGGCCCGCAUCUCAGGAGCUGCCAAUGUUGACAUAUUUAUUGGGAGGACACCUUGUGUGGGUGUGUCUGGUAACUACACGGUUCUCCAGUGCAUCACCCCUUUUCUUCCUGCGGGGAAGUACCACGUCAGGGGUUAUGACCGCAUCAGAGGGUGGGCCUCCUCUGCUCUUGUGUUCCUGUUGAAGGCUACAAUUACAGCAGUGACAGAGAACUUUGGCUGCCUGGGUGGAAGGCUUGUACAUGUGUUUGGAGCAGGGUUUUCUCCAGGGAAUAUCUCAGCUGCCGUGUGUGGUGCUCCUUGCCAAGUCCUGGCUAAUGCUACUGUGUCUGCAUUCAGCUGCUUGGUUCUGCCCCUGGAUGAGUCCUUGGCCUUCCUGUGUGACCUGAAGAACAAGGAGGACAGCUGUGAAGUCAUCAGCCACACCUAUGUGCAGUGUGAUUUGAGUGUAUCCAUGGGGAUGGAGAGACUGCCGGAAUUGUGGCCUUACCUCUAUGCUUGUGAAGAAAGUUCCCAGUGUCUCUUUGAACCAGAUCAUUGGAAAAAGUCAGACUUUCCAUCAUUCUCUGGCUUCUUCAUCAGCCCUAAAGUGGAAAGAGAUGAAGUUCUCAUCUAUAAUAGCUCCUGUAACAUUACCAUGGAAACUGAGGCAGAGAUGGAGUGUGAGACGCCUAAUCAGCCAAUUACCGCCAAGAUUACUGAGAUACGGAAAAGCUGGGGCCAGAACACUCAGGGCAACUCUUCCUUUCAGUUCUGCCGGAGGUGGUCCAAGGCUUACAGUUGGUUUCCUGAAAAAGUGCCACAAGAUGGCGACAAUGUCACAGUGGAGAAUGGCCAAGUCUUCCUGCUGGACACCAAUACUAGCACCCUCAACUUACUGCACCUCAAAGGGGGCAAGCUGAUUUUUAUGGAUCCAGGACCCAUCCAGCUGAGGGCCCACUCCAUCCUUGUUUCUGAUGGUGGAGAACUCCGGAUUGGAUCCAAGGGCAAGCCUUUCCAAGGCAAAGCUGAGAUCAAACUCUAUGGGAGUUCCCACUCUAUGCCCUUCUUUCCCUUUGGAGUCAAGUUCCUGGCUGUGAGGAAUGGAACUCUUUCCUUGCACGGUUCACUGCCAGAAGUUGUUGUCACCCAUCUUCGAGCAGCUGCCCAUGCCCAAGACAGAGUGUUGUCUCUGGAAGACGCUGUGGACUGGCAUACUGGGGAUGAAGUGGUCAUUGUCAGUGGGACAGGUGUCAAAGGUGCCAGACCAGCGGAAGAGACUGUCAUUGUGGAGGCCGUGCACCAUGCUGACCUCCACCUGAGGUCGCCCUUGAGAUAUUCUCACAACUUCACAGAGAUUUGGGUGGCUGGAGAACACCGCAUUUUAAAGGUCACAGUGGCUCUGCUCAGCAGGCGUAUUACCAUACAAGGAAAUCUCACUAGUGAGAGGAAGACAUUCCUGGCUUCCUGUCAAGAGGCCAACAUGGCAGAAGGCAACCUGCAGCACUGUUUGUAUUCCAAGAGUGAGAAGAUACUGGGAUCCAGGGAUCUGGGGGCCAGAGUCAUCGUUUGGUCCUCCCCAGAGGAACCCAGCCAGGUCCAGUUGGAGGGGGUGGAGUUCCGAGACUUGGGACAAGCCUUCCAUAAGUACAUGAGAUCGCUCACUCUGGUGGGCACUAUGAGAGAUUCCUAUGUCCAGGGCUGUACUAUAAGGAGCUCCUUUAGCAGAGGCCUCAGCAUAUACAGGACCUUGGGCCUGAAGGUGGACAGUAAUGUGUUCUACAAGAUUUCAGGUCAUGCUCUGCUGGUGGGGACGUACAUGGGGAUGAGCUAUAUCUCCUGGGAAACGAUUCCUGGAAGAAAAAAUGACUGGUCAGAACAGGGAAAUAUGAUAAGAAACAAUGUGAUCAUCAGUGUUUCUGGUGCUGAAGGCCUCUCCAGUCCUGAAAUGUUGACACCAUCCGGCAUCUAUAUCCGUAGUCCCACCAAUGUUAUAGAGGGGAACAGAGUGUGUGCUGCUGGCUAUGGAUACUUUUUUCAUCUUGUGACCAGCCAAACAUCGCAAGCUCCACUCCUGUCAUUCACUCGGAACAUUGCACAUUCUUGUACAAGGUAUGGUCUCUUUGUAUAUCCUAAGUUUCAGCCACCUUGGGACAAUGAUUCUGGCCCCACUGUGCUCCAAAACUUCAUGGUUUGGGGAAGUGCAGGUGGUGCCCAGAUUUUUAGAAGUAGCAAUCUUCAUCUGAAAAAUUUCCAAGUUUAUUCAUGCAGAGACUUUGGAAUUGACAUCUUGGAAAGUGAUGCAAAUACUUCGGUUACUGACAGUUUAUUACUUGGUCAUUUUAACCAAAAGGAAAGUCUUUGUAUGUCAGCUGGGAUUAAAACUCCCAAAAGAUGGGAACUGCUGGUUUCUAACACAACCUUUGUUAAUUUUGAUCUCAUCAACUGUGUGGCCAUAAGAACCUGUUCAGGCUGUUCCCAAGGACAGGGUGGAUUUACUGUGAAGACCAACCAGUUGAAGUUUACAGACUCUUCAAAUUUAGUAGCAUUUCCAUUUCCUCAUGCAGCAAUUUUGGAAGACUUGGAUGGUUCUCUCUCUGGGAAAAAUAGAAGUCACAUUCUGGCCUCUAUGGAAACCCUUUCCGCUUCUUGUUUGGUCAGUGCAAGCUUCAGUCAGAUUGUCCGGGGCAGUGUCUGUGGGGAAGAUGUUCUCUUUCAUCGUAUGUCCAUUGGUUUGGUUAAUUCUCCUGAUGUUUCUUAUGAUUUAACCUUGAAGGACAGCAGAAAUAAGACAACCACUGUCAAUUAUGUACAUGACACAUUGUCCAACCAUUAUGGCUGGAUGGCUCUGCUUUUGGAUCAAGAGACCUACUCAUUGCAAUUUGAGAAUCCUUGGAUCAACAGAUCUUUGCAGUAUGAAGCAACAUUUGACAACUUUGCUCCUGGCAAUUACCUACUGCUGGUGCACACAGACUUGCCACCUCUGUCUGAUAUUUUUAUAAGAUGUGGGAGUCAGGUGGGUCAGUCUCUGCCAUCUCUGCCAUCACCUGGGCGGGACCACGGCUGUGACUGGUUCUUCAACAGAAAAUCAAGGCAACUCACAUAUCUGGUUGCAGGUGAAGGUCAAGUUCAAGUGAUUCUCCUAGUGAAGGAAAGUGUGCCCCCAACUAUUUCAGCUUCCACCUCUGCACCUGAAUCAAUUUUAAAGUGGUCAGUUCCUGAAACAUGGCAAGACGUUGAAGAGGGAUGGGGAGGACACAACCAUACCAUACCAGGCCCGGGGGAUGAUGUCCUGAUUUUACCCAACAGGACUGUCCUUGUGGAUAUCGAUCUUCCCUUCCUCAGAGGCCUCUAUGUAAUGGGGACUUUAGAGUUCCCUGUGGACAGAAGCAACAUCUUGAGCGUGGCAUGCCUGGUUGUUGUAGGAGGGGAGCUGAAAGUCGGUACUUUAGAAAAUCCAUUAGAAAGAGCCCAAAAGCUACUGAUUCACCUUAGAGCAUCAGAAGAAAUCUUUUGUGAUCGUUACAGUGAAAUUCGUAUUGACCCAGGAACAAUUGGGGUUUAUGGAAAAGUUCAGCUUCACAGUGCUUAUCCUAAAAAAUCCUGGACACAUCUUGGAGCAAAUAUUGCCUCAGGAAAUGAAAGAAUUAUAGUAGAAGAUGCUGUGGACUGGCAACCCUAUGACAAAUUGGUCCUUAGCUCCACUUCUUAUGAGCCUCAUGAAGCAGAGGUCCUCACUGUGAAAGAAGUCAAGGGUCAUCAUGUCAGGAUCCACGAACGCCUCAAAUACCAGCACACUGGAAGUGUCCACGUCAUGGAAGAUGGCCAACACAUCCAUUUGGCUGCUGAGGUUGGACUGUUGACCCGAAAUAUACGAAUUCAGUCUGACACAUUGUGUAAGGGGAGACUACUUGUGGGGUCCUUCAGGAAGUCUAGCAGGGAAGAAUUUUCAGGUGUCCUUCAACUUCUAAAUGUGGAAAUUCAGAAUUUUGGCUCACCAUCACAUUCAUCCAUUGAAUUCACUAAUGUGUCAGCAGGAUCCUGGAUCAUAUCUUCUACGGUACACCAGAGCUGUGGCGGGGGCAUUCAUGCAUCUGCAAGUCAUGGCAUAAUUUUAAACGACAAUAUAGUGUUUGGCACAGCUGGCCAUGGCAUUGAUUUGGAGGGUCAGGCCUACUCUCUCACUAAUAAUCUUGCAGUUUUGAUGACACAGUCAGUGUGGUCUGCCAUUUGGGUGGCAGGAAUCAAAGUGAACCGCGCAAAGGAUAUCUACCUCCAUGGCAAUGUUGUGGCAGGAUCAGAGAGACUUGGCUUUCACCUACGAGGACACAGGUGCUCCUCUCAAGUGCUUUGGUCUGGCAACGUGGCCCACUCAAACCUUCAUGGUCUUCAUGUGUUUAAGGAAAGUGGACCUGACAACUGUACCUGUAUCACUGGCUUCCUGGCUUUCAAGAACUUUGACUAUGGUGCGAUGAUACAGGUGGAGAAUAGUGUGGAGAUGGAGAAUAUCACUCUGGUAGACAAUGCUAUUGGUCUUUUGGCAGCAGUGUAUGUGUCUUCUGUUCCACAGAGAUCCAUCAGAAAUGUGCAGAUUGUGCUUAGGAAUUCAGUCAUUAUAGCCACCAGCUCCUCUUUUGACUGUAUUCAGGACAGAAUGAAGCCUUACUCGGCCAAUGUGACAUCAACAGAUCGAGCGCCUCCCAAUCCUAGAGGAGGCCGCAUUGGUAUCCUGUGGCCUGGGUUCACCUCAGAACCAAACCAGUGGCCUCUGGAGCCAUGGCACAAAGUGAGGAAUGGCUAUUCAGUUUCAGGAAUCAUGAAACUUGAAGGUGUCACCUUUUCUGGUUUUGUAAAGAGUUGCUCUAGUGGUGACCUGGACAUUUGUAUUCUGCCAAAUGUAGAGAGCCCUGGAAUCAUGCACCCAAUAAUUGCAGAAAGGACUAGGAUGCUCAGGAUGAAAGAUGAGAACAAGUUCUACUUUCCUCCAUUACACCACAGGAGAGAUUUGGAAAGAGUGACCUGCCCUGAAUCAGAUUGUGAAAGUCCAAGAAAAUAUCUCUUCAAGGAUAUGGAUGGUAGAGCCCUGGGUCUGCCUCCACCAAUCUCUGUAUUUCCUAAAACUGAGGCAGAAUGGACUGGAUCUUUCUAUAACACAGGGGCAAGGUUUCAAUUGCUGUGCAUCCGCAUGGCUCUUCAUUUACCUUGGAACUGAAAAUAGCAACAGAAACAGAAAAGUGUUUUGGAACAAGGAGCAACUGUUUAGUCCUACUUAAAAAAGAUCCAGAUGCCUAUUCCAGAUGAUUGGGUGUGGUGAGCCGCUUCUGCCGUUUCUGCAGACUAUGGUCGCCAUUACAAGAUGGCGCUGGCUUCGCUGUGGUCUGUGACAAACAACUCCUUAUUUGGGAGAGUUGGCGCAUGGUUUUUCACCACCCUAUGAGAAAGCUCCACGUGGCAGCUUCGCAUUGGGGCUUGAGAUGCUUUAUUAAGGCUGGGAGGGGCAUCCGAGAGAGAGAAGAAGAAAUAUCAAGGGCCUGAAUAAACUGCUGAAAGAAGAUUCCUGAGUUGCGUCUUCCUUGCGGGCAAGGGGUCGCGACAAUUGGGUGCACAUCCUCCAUGUUGGUGUGCUGACUAACCACUAGUGGGGAAGCCAGCCAGGUCAUCUGACCCCUUCACCUGCCUGGGGAGGAGGCCCUAUAGCAGAAGCACGAGUGGGUCACGAGAAGCCCAGCUAUUUUAUAGCAGCCUAACUCGUUUUCAAGUACUUCCUUUUAUUUCUGGAUCAACCUUAACUUUUCCAUAAAGGGCCGAACCAAGAAGAGCCAAGCCACAGGGCAUGCAAAGUGCUCCUGUAGUAUUUCUUCUUUCUGACCUUCUUCUCCCUGCAGUAGCACACCUGGGGGUUAUCUUCAUUUUGUUCACUUCAUGAUGGGAAUUUUUAGCUAUAUCCGGCUUGCUCUUUGUUAUUAGCAUGGUCCCUACAGCAUUCUAAUUUCUGUCCCUGUGGUUCCAUUGCCUUCUCCUGUUUCUGUAAUCAAAACUUCCUUAGCCUCUUUCUCAUUGCGAUGCUUAUGGCUACAUUUAGAACCCACCUGGAUAAUUUAUCCAGUACAUCCUCCCACCUUCAGAUCCUUAACUUAACAAAAUCUCUUUUGCCACAGAGGUAACAUUCAUAGGUACUGUGAUUAGGAAAUGGAUAUCUUAGUGCCAUAAUUCAGACUAAGAUGCACAGUGAUUCCAGGAAACCAAGAUUAAACACACACAAACAAAACAAACAUGUACACACACACACACACAUAAUCUGAAAAGUAUCCUAAAUCACUUGAUUGCACACAAACAUACAAUCCAUCAAAAAUGUCAUCUCACCUUUGAUUGUUUUUAAAUAACCAUUCUUAUUUUAACUUCCAGUUUGAGAGUUAAAAAAUACAUCAUCACUCUUUGAAAUUCUCAGUAAUUAAUUUCCCCAUUUCUUUCAAAAUUGUUCCACAUAACCUGAAUUGUGCUUCAAUAGUCAAUAGGUUUAUAGGCAUAAAUUCUGACAUUUAUCUAUCUAUAUGAUACCUAUCUGGUAAUUAGAAAGGCCAGAUUCUUUAUAUUCCACUUUCCAAACUGGGUCCUUCAUGCUGGGGGAUUAAUGGUGCAAGAGGUGGAGCACUAGCAAAGGUUUUCUUUGCUUAUGACAUGGAGAGAAAGCUUUGUAGACCUACCAUAUGAACUCACUGAAUUGUUUUAAAGUGGGGCUCAUCACCUCACUCUUUGCUAGAUGCUUCCUAUAAAAAGUAUAUCCACAUUUCUUAUGCUACUGUUGAUAUUAAGGAGGUCUCAGGACAGGAUGACCCCUUUAAGAUCAUGCAACCUAUGGAACCAGACUUCUUAUACUUGAUCUAAACUGGAAGGCUGAGUGCAGUUCAGACCAGAUUUUUAGUCCCUGUAUUAGGAUGCCUUUAAUAAAAAGGUAAUUAAAAAAGAAAUCAGUAAAGUAAUUAGUGAAGUAAAUAAAUGAUUAAUGGCUCAUUUAAAAUGACUGUCAUUUUAUUUCUUUUAAAGAAAAAGCAAAUGAGUAACCCUUUACUCAUCAGAGUAAGCCCAUUCUUGUGGGGGUUUCAUGUGGCAGGGGAGUUUGCAGAGGCUGCUUGUACUUCAGGGGACACACCGUAUCCACCCAGGAGGAAGGAAAUCUCCCUGCUGCACAACCUUGGAAUUUACUGGUGAUAUCAUUCAUUCAUGUUACAUUUUCCUUAGAAUGCUUAAUAAUAAUAACACAUGAUGGUAACUCUCUCUGCCAUCAGAUUAUAACCUCCUGGAGGGCAGGAAAGAUUUAUUAAGCUAAUUUUAUUUUAACUUAACCAACACAUCUUGUUCUCUAUUACCAUCUAAUAAAGGUCUUACCCAGUGCCUUUCACAUGUUAGACACUGUGUUAGUGCUUUAUUUAUCUUUACAAUAACUUAGGAAGUUAUUGUAUUAUCUUUCAUAUUAUUUCACCAGAGGGAAGAGGUACCACUGAGAUAUUCAGCAGGGGUUGGAAACUCUGGGAUUGCAGCUACAUUUUGAAUAUGAAGAAACUUAGCAUCUCACUUGCUAAAGAUUAUAUAGCAAGUGGUAAAACCAGGAUUUUUGUCCAGGUCUUUCUGAAUUUAGUGUUCAAGCUUUUAUUGUAAGUACCUAUGAUAAUUCCUGCAUAUAAGCUCUGUGGAGAACAUAUAAGUAAGAUUCUAUUUUAACUUUAAGAUAACAAUUUAGUAGGAGGGGUAACCCAAGUAGUUACUCCAAUAACAUCAAUGUAUGUAUGCGUAAAUAUAUAUACCAUAUUCCAAGAGCAUUUAUUGGUAUAGUUGGUAGGAUUUUGGCAGAAAAAGAAAAGAGAUUUUCAUAUUGAGUUUAGGCAUAAAUAAACAACUCAGUUUUACAAAACAUGAGGCUUUUCCUUUGGAUGCAGUAUUGAAAACAUGUUGAGCAGAAAGAGAGGGUGGAGCCAUAUUAAUGGAGAGACUUUACUGUCCAACCAAAAUACUAAUAACACUUGUGUUUUUACUUCAGUAACCAUUGAGAAGGCCUUGAAGAUUUUGGAACAGAGGAGGAGCCUAUAGGAAGCUAGGCUAUAGAGCACAGCCUGUAGGAAGAUUGAUCAGGCAUCAGGAAACAGAAUGAAAAAAUAGUUUGGAGCAUGGACCAAGUAGAAUGACUCAUGAGGAUACUGUCCCAAUUGUUUAGAUUUGGAGGAAAUACAUUGACUUGGAAGAGAUUGAUGGCAACUAGUAUGGAAAGGAUGGAAUAGAUCAAAGAAAUAAGAGAGGAAAUCAAAGUUUCCUUACUUCUGACUUUUGGGGACUGUGGAAAAGAAUCAACAGUGUCUCUAUUGUCCAUAGACAGCCUAUUUUGGAGGAUAGAGGUUGCAAAAGCAGAUAUGGAGGGAUGAGAAAGAAGAGUAUGAUUGCUUAAGCUUUGCUUUAAAGAGUUUGGAGUGCCCACCUUAUGGAAGAGGAGCCAGUGAGAUAUUCAUCAGGUGGUUGAAACCUCUGGGAUUGGAGCUUGGUAAAUAAAUUGCAGCUAGAGUUAAAACUAAAAUUUAUCUGGAAUAAAGUGGUAGCUGGAACAAUACAGUAAGUGAGAUUGGUAAAGAAAGGGGAAAUAAAACUAAUGGAAUGAAGAACUUGGGAAAUACAUUUUAAGGCAGGAGAGCCUUUAUUUGAAGGUGUUUGCAAGCAGAUGAGCAACAUAUAACAUUUUAUUGUUUGUCACAGAGGCAAGAGGGCACAAAGGUAUCACUAUCCACUGGGGAACCAAAGCUCUCGCUGCAUGUUUACCUGUUUAGUUCUAACCUGCUUUAAGGAAAAUAAUAACCCUCAAUGAAGAUGAAUUGGGGGGCAUUUAAAGAGAAGAGAUGCUGGGUCAAUCUUCUUCACUGAAGGAAGAAAUAGGUGCAGAUACACUGUGCUGUGAAGGAUUGGUCCUUCUUGGCCUUGCUGACCCUCAAAUACAUUUCUUAUCUGAAAAUUUUCUCUUUUCUAGUCUAAAAUGGCUAUUGUUGCUUCCAGAGCUUUUCCUUUAGGAGGUUCAAGUUAAAAUGUGCACACUUAUUCACUUAGGAAAUCAUUGAUUCAACAGAUACUUAUUGGACAUUUCCUGUGUGCCAGGUACUAGUGUACAAAAUGACACCUUGUUAUAACAUUCUAUUAGAAGAAGUAAACCAUAAGAGACAAAGCACACACACACACACACAAAUGUAUGAUUGCAGCUAUUAUAAAUGCUAUAAAGAAGAAAAACGGGUGUGCCAUAAUUGCAUCAUAGUUAAGAAUGCUGAUGGUGGUGGACAGUGGAGGGUGGCUAGUGUUCAUGGAAGUGCACACUGAGACCAACAUGGAGUUGGAGAUGGCCAGGUAAUGUAUGGAGGAAAAAGUCUUCUAAGCAAUGAGAAUUUUUUGAGAAAGCCCCAAGUGAGAAGAGCCUGAGCAUUAAGAGGAGAGAAGGGUAAAGGACUGAUGGAGAAUGGAAAGCAGAUGAGCAGCCUGCGACAAGAAUGGGAACCUGGAGGGAAGUCAGGUCCUGAGGAGUCUUGAGGGACAUAUUUUAAAAAAUGGAAUUUUGUUCUGCUCUCAACAGAGGCUUAUGUAAUUUACUUGGCAUUUUUAAAACUCGGGAAGGAAGAAGUUUGUGAAAGUAGAUAAGAGAGGAAUGAGUUAUUAGUUUGAUCUCAGUGAUCCAUAAUGGCAAUGUGAAUUAUUCCGGUGGCAGUGGAGACUUGAUAACUUUCUGAAAAUUAUUGAAAUCUUAGCAUAAUAUAAAAAUAUAAUUCAUAGUAGAAUAGAUUAAGGAUGUUUCAUUAGCAAUGCCCACCCCCCAACCAUGCACUCCUGUGGAGGAGCUUUUCUAGUGUUAGAAAUGCCAAAUAUAUGUCAUUCAUGAGAAUCAUUGAAGUUGAAACAUUCUUAAAAUAUACACAGUAAAUUCUCUUUGAAGACCUCCUGUGUGUGUGUGUUUGUGUGUGUGUGUGUAUUUGUGUCCUGGGGAUUGAACUCAGGGGCUGUAUCCCCAGCCCUAUUUUGUAUUUUAUUUAGAAGCAGGGUCUCACUGAGUUGCUUAGUACCUUGCUUUUGCUGAGGCUGGCUUUGAACUCAUGAUCCUUCUGCCUCAGCCUCCUGAAAAGCUGGGAUUAUAGUCGUGCACAACUGCUCCUGAUGAAGAUUUUCUGUUUCUUUCACAAAAGAGUUAUGGAUACAAGCCAUGUAUACAGGAACUGGAUUAGGCUCUGGGGAUGCAAAUAUGAGAAAAGAAUGAUCUUGUUCUUGAAGAGCUGCAAGACUUGUUUCUUGAUGUAUGUGGCCAAAGUCACUACACCCGGCCAAAAACAUAACUAUGUUUUUACUAAAAGAAAGAAUGCCAUUUAAAAAAUGUAAUUUGUCCAAUUAAAAGAUUGGAAAAAUGUUCUAUUAUUAUAUAAAGAAAUAUGAUUAUUUGUAAGGUAACUUACAACUUAUAAAAACAGUAACUUUUUUUCAUUUGGUUCUCAUAAGAAUUCUUUAGGUCAGUGGUUCUCAAUGGAGUGGGAGAGUGAUUAAUGUUAACUUUGUCUCUGUGUGACAGUGGGAAAUAUUUGAAGAUAGUUUUAUCUGUCACAACUGCAGAGAUUGCUCUGGGGACCCAACAGGUGGAGACCAGGGAGGCUACUAAGCAUCCUACUAUGUGUUACAUAGCCCUCCUCAAUAAAGGAUUAUCUAGCUCCAAAUGUUAAUAAUUCUGAGAUUGAAAAUCCUUGUUCUAAAUUCGAUUUCCUUUUUUGAUCUAUAGGAAAAAAUUGCCUAAAACAUAAUCUAACUCUUAUUUUGGCAUGUUCUGUAUUACUGUGUGUUACCUGUUUCUGAAACUUUUAACAUCUGACUGACACUGAAGUCCAAUCUGUGUAAGUACUUAAAUUGGCUGUUCUUUGCACAUUUCUAUGAAGCUGUCAUGUCAGUAUAUUGGCAUGUGGUCAUUCUUGUUAGCUUAGAGUUUCAUAAGCCUCUAAGGACUAUGUACUGAAUUAAGUAAGGUGGUGAAAUGUUUGGAAUGGCUUAAGUACACACAGUAUAACUCCUGUACCAUGUUACAAGUAGUUAAAUGAUAAUUUCUCACAACAUAAAUAGGAAAUAAACUGCAAACACAUGAUCAUUGAA
Marmota monax (woodchuck) is the source of this 16374-nucleotide messenger RNA. RefSeq names its product PKHD1 ciliary IPT domain containing fibrocystin/polyductin (gene Pkhd1). The coding region runs from base 233 to 10438 and encodes 3401 amino acids. The record is from RefSeq and is a predicted model, not a curated record. NCBI's taxonomy places the organism in Eukaryota, Metazoa, Chordata, Mammalia, Rodentia, Sciuridae. The transcript has 61 exons.